AUGAGGAGUCUCAGACGUGGUUUUGCCGCUGCGGCAGUUGCUGAUUUUCGGAAUAUAUCCCCAAAAUUGGGUCCUCUUCUUUCAAGGUGCCCACCUCCACCGCCUUCUACCAACUUUGUCAAGAAUUUGGAAGCAAACAAGCAGCCUAGGAACUACUUAAGACUAGUAGAUGAUCCCGAACUGCCCAAGUUGAUACAACUUUAUGAGCGAGUGUGCCGAUGUAGUCCUAAAACACUAAAUGGUUCUGCCAGACUCAGAAGAUCUGAGCUAGAUGGUCCGCCCAAGAAAUCUCGAGUAAAUUAUACCAAAGGUACAAUGCGUCCUGUGAAAGUUAAUAACUUUGAAACACCUAAAUUCGACGAAAGUCAAGAACUUUCCGCAUCAAAGAGUUCGGAACUUAGUAGUAAGCAUUCUAUAAAGCAUAUAAGAUUUUUUGAGCAUUAUAUCCUUAAGAAAUCCGGGCAAAAAAACAAGACCCCAAUGCAAACCACAGAUAGUGCAAAUUUAGAAAAAACUAAAAUUGGAAGUUCUAAGAGCAAAAACCCAAAACAAACGACACAUAAAAAGAAUUUAGAAAAAGUUAAAUUAGUGAGCACUAAAAGCAAACCACCAAAGCAAACUAAAAAUAUUAAGAGAUUGGAAAAUAAUACAAAUAGGAGAAUCAAUAUGUCACCUAAAGACAAAAGGCAAUCGUUCGAACAAGCGGAUUCUGCGGAUUCUGCGGAUAAUUUUUUCAACAAUCUGAAGUUUAAAAAUGUUGGAAAGUCAGUCCUUUUUAAAAAGCAUAUACAGCGUAUUAAAUCGCCUAGCAUAGAUAUUGUCAAGGACAUUGUGUUUGACGAUGAUGAUUAUUCACUGAUAUCGGUAGAAGAUACUUCGCUAAAUGAAGAGGUACUGAAACGCAUCAGUGAGCCAUCAUAUGGAAUAGACACUUUGAGCAACAUGUCCACCAUAUCCUGGCUCCCAAAAAGAGUCUCGGAACUUGUCAGUCCCGUAGAACUGCAUCAGUUUGGUCCCAUUGACUUAGAGGCGUAUAGAGAUGAUUUUCUAUCCUUGCAUUCCCUUGAACCUGAUGCUUUCAGAAGCCCCUGGACCAAAAUUCCUUGGCCAAAGCCCUCUGAACCCAGGAAAAGAAAUGUAAAAAGAGAAGAUCUUAAAAGUUUAUCAAAAAAAGAACGUAUUUUUGCCAAGAAGAGGCAUAAAUCUAGUAAAGCUGCUUUUUUGCCUGUAAAACGCCUUAAAUACCACUCUAUAGCUUUUGAAAUGUGGCAGAGAAAACGAAAGAGAUCGAAAAAAACCGUGUCCAGUCAAACAAAAGUCGUCCAAAAAAGGUGUGAACUGUGUGAUUUUUGCCGACCAAGCAGCCAGCCCGAUGAACCAUUUAUGAUAGAGAUGAAAAAGCGUAGAGAUCGUGAAGUGCUGAAGCAAUAUUACCUUAAUAUGGACAAAAGGAACCAGGAAUCAGGUGCUACUACUAUUUCCGAUUCGAAACAGAGUGUUAAGUGCUCUAAGCCUCCUGCAGAUAAGUUAAAUUCCUGUUCAAAUCUUGGCAAGAUGCGUAAUCAAUUGGAGAAAUGUCUGGCGAUUCUGAAUCUUUGUGGUCGCCUUGUUGAGGUGCGUUUGCGACUAUUGAGAUGCAAAACAGAAAACAGAGCUUGCCGCAGUGGGGUUGGUACCGGUCCUGAACCAAAUUAGUCCUGAACUCAGUUGGAUCAGGAUCCCAAGACGCCUGAACACAAAAUAGUCUGUGGGUUUUUAUUAACACACAUUUUAUCAUUGGACAAGGAAUAUAAAUAGAUUAUAUAUGUAUAUUAUUUUCUAGUUA
Messenger RNA from Drosophila elegans, 1825 nucleotides. RefSeq lists its product as uncharacterized. The transcript has a single exon. The coding region runs from base 1 to 1695 and encodes 564 amino acids. The record is from RefSeq and is a predicted model, not a curated record. NCBI's taxonomy places the organism in Eukaryota, Metazoa, Arthropoda, Insecta, Diptera, Drosophilidae.